AAACAAUCCAACAGCCGAAAUGAAAGCGAAAGCAAAACUGUUUCCUCAGUGGUCAGUGUUGUUAUCGGAGUUAACGUUCGUUUUGGAUGAAGCGAAUCUCUUGAUGACUACUUUCGGACUUUUAUGUUUGACGACGGCUGAAGCAGGAAGUACUUUUUACUGCACUUGUUCAUUACUGAAUGGGAAUGUCUUUGAGAAGAUCUAUCUCUUUGGAUGUAAGCAGAGUCUCUGGUGUGAGGGGCCUUUUCAACUACAACCUGUCAUGUUGUGUAAAUGCUCUGCUUCAGUCCUUUUCAGCUACUACAGAGUUGUUUGACUUGCUCAACAGAUGGCAGCCAUCUGCUGAAUCUGAAUGCCCCCACAACAUUCCACUGCAGCUAAAGAGAGCAUUGCAUGCCAUGAGGGACCCACAGCAGCCUGCUCCUCAUUGUGACUUCCUGGACUGUCUUCAUUAUAACUACAUUCUCCGGUACAUUGAGCAUGACGCUGAUGAAGUGUUCCAUGCCAUCCUCAACCUCAUUCAGCAGCAGAUGUCUGAUCUGAGCCUGGCUGCAGAGAUCAAAAAUCUUUACAAGAUCACAAUGGAAGGACAGAUACAUUGUUUAGAAUGUGCAUAUGUGCACUGCGUCUCCACCUUCUUUCUAAGCCUCCCUCUACAUGUGUCUGAAGAUAAGAACACCUUGGAGGACUGUAUUCGUUCUUUCUUUGCAGUCCAGAAGUUAGAAAACAGCGAAAAAUUCUUCUGUGACAGGUGUGAGGAGAAGAAGCCAACUGCUCAGGGGUUUAAGAUUGUUUCACUGCCAUCCAUCCUGUGUAUCCAUCUGAAAAGAUUCAGAAGUCGCUCUGGCUUUGCCAGGAAGCUGUUUUGUGAAGUCACUUUCCCUGAAUCCUUCAACAUGGCUGACAUUUUAAAAGAAGAAAAAUCAACUCAGGAAAUGCUUGUGAGAAGUUACAACCUGUUUGCUGUUAUAGUGCAUUCAGGGGUCACCUUCGGUCAUUACACAGCAUACAUCCGUUCCAUGCAGGACCAGAUGUGGUAUUUCACCAAUGACAGCCAGGUGUAUCCGGCCAGCUGGAAGGAGGUUCAGCAAACAUAUGGAGGGUUAGGGUAUAAUACUGCAUAUAUGCUGCUGUACAGGACAGUUGGCACAGAGACAGAACAGGGGUCUUCAAGCUGAAGUUCUAAUCACCAUCUACCUUUUUGUACAAGGCUGAGGAAAGAAAGGACAUAGCAAGACACUGUGUUGGAUAGGUCCCAAUACAAGUGACUAUAAAAUAUGUUUUUAAGAGAUUUUUUUAAAUAUAGAAUCUCAGAAUUUGGUCUGUCUUAUAUUGCAUAUUCAUAAACUGUAAAAUUAACUGACCCUCCCACUCUUCACACCUCGGCAUCGCUUGACUGGAGUAACAUUAUAGCUACCAAGAGAUGGCACUCGUUUACAAAUGCUUUACAAAUGUUUAGGAUGCAAGAGGGAGAAUAUCACUCUAUACAUUCUGUUCCAGAUAUUCAGACCAACUCAAAAUGGUUCUGAUUUCUUUCUGGGGUUGAAGUGAUACCCAGUACAAUAAUUUGUACAAAGCAUUUUGUUGGCAUCUCAUUUGUAAAUUAGGCUCAAUCCAGCACCAGGUUUUCAGCCGACUUUCCCAACACUUACUGGAGGCAGUGUGGAUGAUAUGACGGUAAAUCUUUAUUUUUAAAUAGCAGUCAUCAUUUUCAUUUGACAGUUUAUUUGGCAAUGUAGCUAAUAUAAGAAUGUAGCAAAAUGUGCAAGCUAACAUAAUUUUGUAAUCUAAUUAGCUUGCUAACAUUAACAUUAAGUAACGUUAAUCAAGAUCUCUAAAAGUCUUUCUCUCGUUGCCAGUAGGGCAUUUGAAUCCCCCUCAAACAGGGGGAUAACAUAUGCCAAUAUAAUGUUUAUCCAGCUCAUGUUCAGACCAUUUUGGAGUUACAAGUUAGCAGUUAACAAUAUGAGACUUAAGUUUCUUAUUGAAACUAUUUGCCAGCUUCUUGUUUGAUUUUUUCUGCUUCAUCUUAAAUUGCGUGGCCAUGCUGCAAAGCCAUCAAUUAGCUGGCUAACAAACAGAAAUCUAAGCUAUUUGGUACAUCAGUAUGUCGUAUGCUGGAAAUCGAAUCAUAUUAAUGCGGCCUCAACCUCACAAGGGAGAUUUUGAACAAGAACCUGAAAACGCAGCCUUAGCUCGCAGAUUCUCAGUGUUACCAUUUAAAAGAUUUCUGUUUGUUAACUAGCUAAUCAAAGCUCUUGCUUUUUAAAUAUCAUGCUAACACGAAACCAGAAAUCAGCUUCUAGCACAUUCACAAAGUGAACAGUAAAAGGUGACACAGAAAGAAAAAAGACAUUCCUUUAUUGUCUUUUUUGGGAAAAAUAGAAGGCAAUUCAUAUAUAGAAAUUUGUUUGCUGAAAUAUUUGAUUUUGAUGAGUUUUAAGGAGGCGGCAGUGGCAUUGAUGCCAGGAGAAGAAGAAUGCAGAAGAAUUUUGUUUUUACCAAUCUCACGUACACGUCCUUGCUUAGUCACAAUUAUGAAUAACCGGUUUAGUCACAGUUAAGUUAGAAUCUAUUUAUUUUGCAUGAUUUUGUACUCUCUUGAUUAAAGAAAAAUUGGUAAACAGAGUUAUGUUAAUUGAUGUGAUAGCAUAGCCAAAUGUGUUUUAACAUAUAGAUAAUGGUAUAAUUAAAUGCAAUAGCUUAAGGCAAAUGAUUUUUUUAAUGUAAUGGUAUAUUAAUGAAGUAAAAUCAACUGAAAUGGCUAAUCAAGGAUGACAUGGCACUUUUAGAAGAAAGGUUGUUGCAGCCAAAAGCAACUCUUAUCACUUUCAUUUGUGAAGCUUUAAUCUUUAAUAAAAGAUUAUAUUCUCUGUUA
Molecule: messenger RNA, 2878 nt
Organism: Pygocentrus nattereri (red-bellied piranha)
Lineage: Eukaryota; Metazoa; Chordata; Actinopteri; Characiformes; Serrasalmidae
Gene: usp18
Product: ubiquitin specific peptidase 18
Exons: 11
Coding region: 180-1178 (332 amino acids)
Biological process (GO): protein deubiquitination
Cellular component (GO): nucleus; cytosol
Molecular function (GO): cysteine-type deubiquitinase activity; cysteine-type endopeptidase activity
Source: RefSeq, a predicted model, not a curated record